UUGGGAUCAAAUCGAAAUGCUUCUAUCGUAGGUCGAUGGAAAAGUCAGUUGAGUUCUCCUCUUCAUGCUGCAUCGUAUUUUCUCAAUCCUUAUUACAUCUUUAACCCAACAACUGAUCUCAUCAAUAAUGAAAUUUCUGAGCCGCAAAUUUGUCUUACUGGAGUUAUAUCAAAAAUGGUUAGUGGCCCGCAAGAACAAGAACAAUGCAUGCUAGAGGCAGGAAGAAUGUGAGUGAUGCAAGGUCAAUUUGCAUCACCAUCAGCACGUAUUGCAGCUCAACAUGGUGAUCCUGUAAGUUGGUGGUUAUCUUAUGGUGCUGAGUAUUCAUCCCUCCAAAAGAUUGCAGUAGAGAUAUUAAGUCAAAUAAAUACAUCGUCUGGAUCAGAGAGGAAUUGGAGUGUGUUUGAAAGAAUCAACACCAAAUUACGCAAUAGUUUACUUUCAUCGAGAUUAAAUGAUCUGGUGUAUGUACGGUACAAUUUCAAGUUGGAGCAACAAACAAUUAAAGGUAAAGGAAGGAGACAUAACAUUGAUGUUCACGACCUUCAUAGUCUAUUGAGGGAUGACAAUAUGCUUUACUGGAUAGCGGGGGAAGAUGAAACACCGGUUUUACCUCAAGAAGAACAGUGGUUAAAUAUGCUGGAAGAGGAGGCCGUUAAUAAUCCAGAGCGUGUCCCUCUACCAUACAACUGGCAUGAUCCUGAACUUCAAAUCCCAUACGAAAGGUUACCGGUGAGUGACUUUGUUUAUGACUUUGGUAAUCUUUCAUUUGGAGAAAAUGCACAAUGUUAUGAGAAUGUGAAUCCAACAUAUGAUUCUCGUUACACUUCCGAUCGCUAUGACCAUGGUGUUCAACAUAUGAAGUAAGGAUAUAAUUCUAAUAUUGAUAAUAAUAAUGAAGUAGGUAACAAUAAUGAUGAUACUGAAGGAGGUUAUGAUAAUGAUAAUGAUGGUCAUUAUGAUGAUUAUACUUAUGCAAACGAAGAUAGCCAGUACCCCGACAACGAUGACUAUGAUGUGGAAAGGAACCGUCGAGAAAAUAAAGAAUACUUGAAAAAAGGUGGUGCUCGUAGAUUUUUAAAUGAUGAAUA
This is a messenger RNA of Papaver somniferum (opium poppy), 1091 nucleotides long. RefSeq lists its product as uncharacterized. The transcript is spliced from 2 exons. Bases 235 to 867 code for a protein of 210 amino acids. Lineage: Eukaryota; Viridiplantae; Streptophyta; Magnoliopsida; Ranunculales; Papaveraceae. Gene Ontology annotation, molecular function: protein dimerization activity. The record is from RefSeq and is a predicted model, not a curated record.